AUGGGAACCAGGAGCAAUCAUGAAGGAGAGCAGGCUGCUGCUGAUCGGGGGGAAGGCAAGCGGAGGAAGGUAAAUCAUGGACUGGAGUCAAACGAAGGAACUUAUAAGCGGGCAUCUGGUCGUCUAAAUGCGACGCCAAACGAUAGCACAAUAUCGCAUAUCACUCCACCGAAUGAACCUACGUACCACUUCAAAAAUGGGUUCAGAAUUGUGCUCCCAUAUAACCAUGUCUACGAAACUAACACAAAAGGCAGGUGGUUCGGCCGCCGAUUGUACGACGUCAUGGCGUCAGAGUUCGCUGCAUUCACCGACGAAUACGUUAAACACGCCUGUGCUCAUGGCCUCAUGAAAGUGUUCGAUGUGAGGGGCAACGAUUUGUACCCAGAACCAGGAGAACACGUGAUGGAACACGUAUGCAAGCCGAACGAAAGAAUAUGGCAUCUAGCAAUUGUUCACGAGCAGUUGGCCCUAGAUACGAAAGUGCGCCUUCUGCGGGAAGAUGAGGACUAUAUCGCAGUAUCAAAACCAUGCAGCAUCCCUGUAUACCACACCGGGACAUAUCACUUCAACACGCUCGUUGAGGUGCUAAAACAUGAAGUGCUGGCAGACAAAAAUGCUCAGUUGUUCCCAGUGCACAGAUUAGACAAGCUGACAUCCGGCGUUAUCAUCUUGGCUAAAUAUUCCAAGGCCGCGUCAGCAUUCUGUGAGGGCGUUCGAAACAACGAACUACGCAAGGUCUACGUGGCGCGUGUGAAGGGCGAUUUUAGCCCCGUUUUGGACAACCGUGAAUGCCUUACCGUUAAUGACGGGGUGGGUGACGGUCGUGUCGCCUGUUGCCAUGGGUUCAUGCGAGUUGUGUCGCACAAACUUAGCAUACACGAAUUCACGCUGGAUAACACGAAGAGCAACGUUAAACCAGCGGAAACACGAUUCCGUAUGGUGGCGCAUAAUCCGGAACUGAACGAGUCGCUGAUACUGUGCUACCCCGUCACUGGACGUACGCAUCAGAUCCGAGCUCACCUGAAGUUCCUUGGUUUCCCAAUUUCAAAUGACAAAUGUUACAAUGACGGCGACCUAUGCGACGACAGCAAGUACUUCAAGAAGAUACCGGCAGUGCACUGGGAGGUUGAUGAGCACGGCCGAUGGCAGCUGCCUGAGUUGGAAUUCGUGGCACCGCAGCCGGCACAAUUCAUGCAUGGCAGCCGAGACUACCACGUUGGGCUGAAUAAACCUGUGGAAGGGCUCCACCGCAGUCCAACAGGAAUAUUUUUACACGCACUGCGUUACGUAUGGGAGCAGAAAUUUAGUGUGUCGGAUACCGCCCCUGAAUGGAUUCGGGAUUUCGACGUCGACGCAGAACGCACAGACCUCGCAAAAAUGGAUCUUUGGUUGGAACGGGCGGAAACGGAGAAGUAA
Messenger RNA from Babesia ovata, 1416 nucleotides. RefSeq names its product RNA pseudouridylate synthase family protein. The transcript has a single exon. Lineage: Eukaryota; Apicomplexa; Aconoidasida; Piroplasmida; Babesiidae. The record is from RefSeq and is a predicted model, not a curated record. Gene Ontology annotation, biological process: pseudouridine synthesis. Gene Ontology annotation, molecular function: pseudouridine synthase activity; RNA binding. The coding region runs from base 1 to 1416 and encodes 471 amino acids.